UCACAACUAGCUUCUUCUCCUUCUUCCCCUACUGAUCAUCGCGUCACAUUUCUCAACAAACCCCUCCCGAGACUUAAAACAAAAGUCACAAUAACAAAAGCAAGACAUGGUUCAACUCUUCUCCCUGGCCUUGAUCUUCCUCUUUAUCUACCUCGUCCAUAUCCUCGUUAAGUUCUUGCUCUCACCCGACCGCCGCCGCCCCAAGCUGCCCCUCCCGCCGGGCACCCUCGGGUGGCCCUACGUCGGGGAGACCUUCCAGCUCUACUCCCAGAACCCCAACGUCUUCUUCGCCUCCAAAGUGGAGAGGUAUGGUCCAAUCUUCAAGACCCACAUACUGGGGUGCCCCUGCGUGAUGAUAUCGAGCCCGGAGGCGGCCAAGUUCGUGCUCGUGACCAAAUCCCACCUGUUCAAGCCCACAUUCCCGGCCAGCAAAGAGAGGAUGCUGGGCAAGCAGGCCAUCUUCUUCCACCAGGGCCAGUACCACUCCAAGCUGAGGAAGCUCGUCCUCCGCGCCUUCAUGCCCGACUCGAUCCGCUCCAAGGUCUCCGACAUCGAGUCCAUCGCCCUAGACUCCCUCAAGUCCUUGGAGGGGAGGUCCAUCGACAACACCUUCCUCGAAUUGAAGACGUACGCGUUCAAUGUGGCGCUGUUGUCCAUCUUUGGGAAGGACGAGAUCAAGUACAGAGAGGACCUGAAGAGGUGCUACUACAUUCUCGAGAAGGGAUACAACUCCAUGCCCAUCAACCUGCCGGGGACGCUGUUCCACAAGUCAAUGAAGGCCCGCCGGGAGCUCAGCCAGAUCCUGGCCAGGAUCCUCCACACCCGGCGGCAGAUGAAGCUCGACGACCAGCAGCACCCCGACCUGCUCGGCUCCUUCAUGGGGGACAAGGAGGGGCUCACCGACGAGCAGAUCGCCGACAACAUCAUCGGCGUCAUCUUCGCCGCCCGGGACACCACCGCCAGCGUGCUCACCUGGAUCAUCAAGUUCCUCGGCGAGAACCCCAGCGUCCUCGAAGCCGUGACGGAGGAGCAAGAGGCUGUGAUGAGGAGCAAGGAGGAGAGUGGAAAAGAGAGGCUGUUGACUUGGGAAGAUACCAAGAACAUGCCUUUGACUUCAAGAGUGAUCCAAGAGACCCUAAGGGUUGCUUCAAUCUUGUCCUUCACCUUCAGAGAAGCUGUUGAAGAUGUUGAGUAUGGAGGGUACCUCAUUCCGAAAGGAUGGAAAGUCUUGCCCCUCUUCAGGAACAUUCACCACAGCCCGGAGCUCUUCCCCGAGCCGGAGAAGUUCGACCCAUCCAGAUUCGAGGUCGCACCAAAGCCCAACACAUUUUUGGCAUUUGGCAACGGGACCCACUCAUGCCCAGGGAAUGAGUUGGCUAAAUUGGAGAUUUUGGUACUUCUACAUCACUUGACCACUAAGUACAGAUGGUCGUUGAUGGGUUCUCAGAACGGAAUUCAGUAUGGGCCCUUCGCUCUUCCCCAGAAUGGUCUGCCCAUCAAGUUAUUCCGGAAAUAAUGCAAUUUCUCCUCAACUAAUGUUCGGACUCUCGAACUCAAAAAAAAAAAAAAAAAAAGUUAAGUAUGCCAAGCACAACAGCGAGUGGGCGGGUCGGUUUGGAUCUCGUUUGUGCUCCGUCUUGAUCCAAUACUACUAAGUGGAGCAGCGAGCACUCGGAUUACGGACCUACUAGAUGAUAUAUGAUGGUUGCAAGUCGCGACGUAUUAAUAACUCAGUGGACGCCCCAUAUACAGGAAGACUUCUCAGAUUCUACUCGAUCAAAAGAUCUAACUCGUGGAAGCAAUUAAGAAGGGAGCCAAGUGUACAUAGCAAGCCCUUGACACUCAUUUAUCUCAAAAGAAUAAGAUGAUAAAUGAAAACCAAUAGAAAGAAGAACAAGAGAAUAGCAGAUGGCAAGCGAUUAAAAUUCAUAUUCUUUUGUUUUGAGAAAUGGCAAAAUAGGUAGGUUCAGUGGAUGGGAUCAAAUGUAUGUAAUUGGGUUUUUUGGCCAAGAUUUUUUUUUUCUUUUGUCUUCUUUUAUCAUUUGCAAAUGAAGUCCGCAAGGCAAUAAUCAAUAGACAAUUUCUCAUGGAAUUCUUCCUCA
Molecule: messenger RNA, 2102 nt
Organism: Punica granatum (pomegranate)
Lineage: Eukaryota; Viridiplantae; Streptophyta; Magnoliopsida; Myrtales; Lythraceae
Source: RefSeq, a predicted model, not a curated record